Molecule: messenger RNA, 2172 nt
Organism: Microbotryum saponariae
Lineage: Eukaryota; Fungi; Basidiomycota; Microbotryomycetes; Microbotryales; Microbotryaceae
Source: the annotation of a GenBank genome assembly
AUGGGGUACCUUCUAGAAGGCGCCAAGUACGCUCAUGUCAACAACUUAAGCGACGAAUCAACUGCAAGUUCAAGACAAAGGGGGCCGCUCACCCAUUGCGCUGCAACAACAAAGCUCGCCAGAGCCAUACCUAUCGGAAGAUGAAUCGGAUCUAUAUGAGGAUGAGGACGAUUCGAAACUCUCGGCAGCAACUCUCGGCAGCUUUGGUCGCGGUUCCCCCCAAGUCCUCGACGUCUCGCACCUCCUCAGCUUCGGGGCUUUCAAACUCUCACAAGAACUGUUCCAGCGACUCCGAAGUGGAUUUGGCAAGCGAUUCAUACCACGGAGUCUAAGAAGACAGCUCAGAUGAGAAAUUACCUAACAACAUUGUCUCCGCACCACUCCUGGCUCGGAAAGACAAGAAGAUUUGGACCGGUAUACCUGCGAGCUCUCUCGGCGGAACGCAGAACAACGAACUGUCGAACACGACGCGCGAAGCAUUUUUCUCAAACAUAAUCCUCACGACUACAGAGCACAACGAGCUCAGUCUCAGGCCGCUCGUUCCUCGCAAGCAGAAAUCCGAAUGGAAAUUUGUAAGCAGACUUCCUGUCCUGGAGCUCCCAAGGUUCAUAGCUACAGAGGUCUGUCGAAGCUGCGUGCUGCGCUGCGUUUCGUUUCGUCCUGUGAUCGACCUAACUCUUAUUGGUGAGAUCAACAGAAGCAUAGGUGGGCUCCACGCAAAUAUGAAUGCUGUCUCGCUGUCGUCGAGCGACCUUACGGUAACGCGCCCUCGUGCGCCCUCGUCUGCUCAUCAUCAACAUCCGUCGGAGGUGGCAGUGGGGAUCGAAUGACCUCCAGAAGUGCCUAUCACCCUUUUGAAAGCUUGGAGUCAACCCGCGAAGGUCGACUUGUUGUGGAGGUUCUACGAAUGGCCAUCGUUGCUCGGGGGCCCGCAAAAGAGAUCGGGGAAAGGAUGGCAAACUUGGGAACGAGAAACUACAGGACCCCGGGAAAACAUGCUCUACUCAACUCGAGGUGAUCAUCUCGGAUAUAAACCCAAAGGAACUUGGUUUGGGUGGCUGACAUGUCACCCUUUUUCCUUUCUCCUUCGUCCCUUGUGCAGACCCUCGUUCAGGCCGACGAUCUUUCAUCGGCGCUGGGGUACACCCUCGGCAAUCACGAACGACGCCAAACUCCGCCGAACGUCCGACGUGCAGUCCCUUUCAUUCGUGCGUUGGUGCGUCAAGAAGUCUUUCGGCAGGCCAACACGGCCACGCUCGCAUUCGAAAGUGAGUGUGUGCUCCGAGUUUGCACAGGAAAGUUUCUCAUCUCAAGACUGACCAUCAGUUCCCUCGCCAUUCCUUCAUUUCCGCCAGUAGUUGCCACGCGCGAUAUCGAACACCUACCAAAGAAAGUAAUGCAAGCACUCUACCCUUUUCCAAGAGAGUAGCACUUCCGCUGUUGCAACUCCUAGCAAAUGCCGUUAUUCGGAAGCAGAAAGCGUGACCCCGAGCUCCAGUCGGCGGGAAGCUUGCUCGCAAUGUCGAGACCGAAAGUUGAAAUGUGAUCAAGGACAUCCACGCUCGAAGUAAGUACAAUCCAUCAUUUCGUCAUACCAAGAAAAGAGCUGACAACUGGUUUGUUCACUUGAGCAGCUACACCGAAAAGACAGUCACAUACAAAGAUCUACUUUGACCAAGCUCGAGUCCAUGUUGGGCACCGGAACUCGCUUUGUGAGGGAGUUCGCAUCGGCCAAAGCCCGCGCAGGUUGGGGUACGGCCAAAGAGUGGGUCCUGCGCCUCUGUCUACCACCUGGCCGGGACCGACGCACCCACAACCUUCCUACGUCGAGCACGGAAAUGGGGAUGCUUAUCUGCGAUUCCGACACCAACACGGGAGAUCAUGGACUGCAAGACCUUAUCCUUCAGGUGCUCGGUGAUCGAUGUCCAGACGUACCAAGUCAUCAGCUCGCUCCAUCCGUCUGCAUUGCCUCUCCGGUACCCACUACUAUUUCCUGCAGGGGAAGAUGGCUUCCACCCCAACAUUUCUCUUUGUGGGUUUCACCAAGCUGGGCUGCCAAUCGCCAGAAACCGAGAGCAGAUCGACAAUGGUGUCCAAUCGCGCGAGGUACUUGCCGGUCUCGGUCUUGAUGACGAAGGCGAAGAGGAGGACGAAGACCGCGACGAUAGAUAA